Molecule: messenger RNA, 4520 nt
Organism: Anopheles coustani
Lineage: Eukaryota; Metazoa; Arthropoda; Insecta; Diptera; Culicidae
Gene: RhoGAP71E
Exons: 7
Coding region: 1016-3556 (846 amino acids)
Biological process (GO): signal transduction
Molecular function (GO): GTPase activator activity
Source: RefSeq, a predicted model, not a curated record
UGUACACUCGAGCUGAUUGGUCGUUUUAACGGCGUCUUCGACGGAAGCGCGAAACGGAACGGUGGAGUGAAAAGGCAGAAUUUAGCAGCAAGGAAAAACGACACAGCCGACCGGAGACAUCCGACCUGCUGUGAGGCUUGAAAGGAGAUUACCGGGCCAUAGAAAAAAAGCUAGCAACCUCCGACGAAAGGAAAACCGCGACGAGCAGCUGGCACAAAGUGGGUUGAACCGAACGAUAUCGACACAACAAGGGCAGCAGAAGCCACCGAGGUGUGCAUCAUCCUGCCGCCAACGAUAUCACACGGUUAUCGGAGAUCGUGGACAAAUGUAUGCGACGUCUUGAAGAAAACGCCGUCGCUUCGGAAAAGACUUUCGCUACUGCAGCCUCCGGGCACCUUCUCCGACCAAUACCAGCUGCUGGACACUGCACGGAUUGAUUGUUUUCCGGAACGUCCUCCCUCGAAGCUAGAAUUACGAGCAAAUCAGAGAGCCGGUUCGUUUUUUUUUAACGAAGAGCAGGGGAAGAAAAGUGGAAAGUAGCGCAUCGGUCAGUGAAACGGAAAAUGGAACGAAAGGUUGCUUGUUUUCUUUCACCCCGCAGCUGCAGCAGCAUCCCGCCAGCGGUGGUGGUUGUGGUUUUGGUGGCGAAAGCGAAAAGCCACGAGUGAGCAGUGAGCCACAGAUCGACGCCGGCAUCCGUCAUUUACGACGUGUGGCCUUUUUUCCGCGGGGAAGAAGUGUGAAAGGUUCGAUUAUCUCCGUGUGCCAGGGACAAUCCCGGGAAAACCAAUACGACGAUAGUGAUAACACGACAAACUUCUCAAAAAGCAUUUGCGAUUGAAUCUCGUCCGGUGAAGGUGUGCGGAAUAGGUGGGAAAAGUGCAAAGAAACGCGUCGUUUGUCCAUCCUAGAGAGGGCAAACAGGUGUGCCAAGUGUGUGCGUUUUCUAGUGUGGGUUGAUUCGUGUUCGAGUGCGUUCGUGACCACUUUCCGCUCAACAACCCACGCCCCCAAAAUGUCCAGCUGGGCGCAACGGAUGCACCGGCGGGCGGCAACCUUCGGCAGCGUGGUGACGUCCUGCGGGCACCCCGGUACCCCCUACCCGCACCGGCUCGAGAAGGUCAAGUUCGGGGUGCCGCUGGAGGAGGUGUGCAAGAAUGACAUUCCCGGCCCGCUGCUGGUGCUGAUACUGAAGCUGAACAAGGAGGCCCCGUUCCGGAAGGACGUGUUCCGGGCGCCGGGCAACCAGGGCGCCAUGAAGAAGCUGAUCCACUUCCUCCAGCAGGGCCGGCUGGUCAACGUGGACAACUACUCGGUCUAUACCAUCGCGAGCGUACUGAAGAAGUUCCUCCGCAAGAUCCCGGGCGGCGUGUUUGGGCGCGAUGGCGAGGCGGAACUGUUCCAGAUCGUUGAUCUGGUGGACGAGGUGCAGCAGCAGGAGAAAAUCCACAAGCUACUUAUGUCACUGCCAGGCCACACGCAGCGCUUGCUGGUGCUGCUGUUCGGAACGUUUCGCGUGAUAGCCAGCAACUCCGAGCGCGCCGAAACGGGCAUGACGAGCGAAGCGCUCGGAGUCUCGGUGGCGCCCAGCUUCUUUCAGUCCUGCGUCAGCGACGGCAAGACGGCCCGCAUGAAGGAUGUCCUACGGUAUAAGGUGGCGACGAAAAUCAUGAAGCAAAUGAUCGAACAGUUCGCUGCCUGCGAUCUGUUCGGGCGCGUGAACUACGAGUACUAUGCGCGCGUCACCGGCCGCGUCCUGAGGGUGCAGGACGAAUGGAUCUGCUCGUUCCGCUAUCCACCGCCGCCACGCGGAAAAACGGCCCAACAGCACUACGCAUUGCAAUUGGCAUUAGAGACGGAGAAAACCUGGCUGCAAUGCGAAUGCGUUAGAUGGGGGCUAAUCGCCCAGGAGGAGUCACACUCGACGCCGGCCCUACUGACGACGGGCGGUCCGAACGUAGGUAACUCGGCUGUAUCUCUCGGCAUCAUUCCAGAGCACUCACUGCUUGAAUCAUGCGCUCGGCUUUCUGUGUCGCUUGAGGGCCCCGGCAUUUUCAAUGUGCCCAAGGGCAGCUGCUCCUCAUCGUCCCACUCGUCGUCGUCCACCACGCGGUCCGGUUCGCAGCAUCACAUGACGCUGGACGAACUGCGGGCUGUCAAUCGGUACGCGGAAAGUACCAAGAGCCUUUCCUACCUACCUCAGGUACACGAACGGCAGGCAGCAAGGAUGCGCACCCGGUCCGAGUGGUUCCUGGGCGCACGGGGAAGCUCGCUGGAGCUGUGCCACGACGGUACCGGCUCGCUGAUCCAUCCGCAGAUCGUCACCUCGACACCGAUCCCGGGCGCCGUCGGCCACCAUCACCAUCCGCACGGAAUAAUCGGUACCUAUGCUAGUAUAGAUAAUCUGAACGAUAUCGUUGUCGUUGUCGAUGUUAACCAAGACCAACCACCGAACCAGUACCACCACAACCAGAACAACCACCGCCACGAUCACAGACAAUACAGUCAUUCGCACAAACAACACCAUCAUCCACAUGCGUCACCAACUUCGCCGGAACUGGCGCAUCCUUCAUGUUCCCAUAAUUCGCCUCCUAGCAAUAACGUACCCUUUAAUAGUUUGGCGCCCCGAGCCACCACUAAUAAGAGCGUCGAGAACGUCGCCACCGGCGAGGAUCGACGUCGUCGCUCGCAUCCUUACGAGCGUCGUGAUCACCCUCCCACUCACGGUUUCGUUUCCCAUUCUUCCGCCGUCGAGCGGAGGCAGAAAGCCCGGAGCAGAGCAGCGUCGGGAAAGCCCUCCUCCGGGGUGGAUGCGAUCGAGUACUGGCCGCAUAAGGACGACCACAACGACGACGACGACGCCGAUAUGUUGGCCGGCCAGGACGAACUCGAUGGUGACGAGAAUGACUUUGCCAUCUCGCAGAGCCACCAUUUCGAUAUGCGCGCCGAAAAUCGGCGUCGUCGUCGACGUCGGGCCCUUCUAGGGCGUGGGUCGUACGAUCAGUUAGUAUCUUCUGGUGCUUUCCCGUCGGGUUCGAAUGAUUGCUGUCCUGCUAAUGCUCCCGUCACGGAGAACGUAGCCAGUGGUAGUCGCACAGGUGAUGGCGGCUCUUCAGAACGUCCUAGCUCUGCUCCAGCGGCUGCCUUCGCAAAGUCGGCGAAGAAAGGAAAACUCUCCUCGAAAAUUAAGCCGUCCUCCUCUCGACCUCCAACCCUCGGUGCCUCCGGGCACACCGCUUAUCCCACACCGGAUGAAAGCAAUCGCUUAUCGACUGAUAAUUCUAACACUCCUGGCACAACGGUCCCUUCUGCUACCACUUCCGGCGCACCCAGUGGUAGCGGUGUUUCUAAUACAUCCCAUCCCUAUUCGCCACCUCAGGCGAAGGGGGAAGAAGUGACCAACGCUGUCGUUAACCGCCACAAGCGUAACAGUACCACCGGCAGCACUCACCACUCGAUCACGCUGGGCGGAAACGGAAGCACGAGCAUGCUUCCGUCGUCGCGCCAAAGCAAUCUCUCGAUGAUUGUGUUUUCGGUGUUGGAUUUCCUGUUCUGAGCGGAAGAUUCCGCUUGUUUGAUUGCGUGUGCGUUUGCGUGCGUGUGUGUGUUUGAGUAAAAUUAGAGCACAACUAGAGAAACAUUUUUUUCGCGAAUGUGGUUGCUUGUGUUUUCUCUAAUCCGUGUUUUUUUAUUCUAAUCUAUUUUUAUUGGAACGAUAGAAGAGGGAAAAUAAGUUAGUUGUUUUACAUUUUAACUAAGCGCUAUUUAAAUUUCUCUGUUUAUAUAUGAAGGUCAAACGUAAAAUGAGCAUUUUAUGACAGUAACGUUAAUUUAUGUACAGCUCUGACUAUUGAAAGGACAUGCGUUUCGUUUAGGUACAACACAUACGAACUGGAUUUUAAAGUGUUUAGGUUUUAGGAGUGUUAUUUAUUGGAACCUUCGUAAAUAAGGGAAAAAUUUCAGUUGCUCUUACUCACAACAACGAUCAUGAUCGUUGAACACACCUAGUUUCAAACAUUUGCGCUAUAGGAGUUACCACUGUCUAGCAAGAGACCGAUCUUGGAAAACUGCCUACCGUUUAAUGAAUCUAAAUUGAACUGGUGUUUGCAACAAAAUAGUUUGUUUUAAAUUUAGUGCAAAUAUUUCUAUCCUCUGCUACAUGAUUUACCACAUGUAUGCGUUGUUUGUUGAGGAUGUUUCUGAUCUUUUAAUGUUUUGGCAAUGUGUUUCAUUGAACUGCAUUCAACGAAUUUAUCAGUAAAAGCAGCAGAUCUCUUAAACUUAUUUUCGUUUUUCCCUAUCCCAAUACCUAGAAACGAGUAGCACUUUGGCUAGAAAAGCUCUUCAGUAGAGCUUUGAAACGUUGUAUAGUAACAUUAUGUUCACAGGGUAAACGCUGCUAGUGCUAAAGAUUACCAAUGCAUUGGCUGAUAAUGAUUUGGUACACUAUCGUCGUGUUACCAACUUCCAGCAAUCGCUAAGAAAAGAAAAAAACAAACGAUAGUAAUAAACGAAUUAAG